Messenger RNA from Pectinophora gossypiella (pink bollworm), 8548 nucleotides. RefSeq lists its product as uncharacterized. The coding region runs from base 2548 to 3714 and encodes 388 amino acids. Lineage: Eukaryota; Metazoa; Arthropoda; Insecta; Lepidoptera; Gelechiidae. The transcript has 2 exons. The record is from RefSeq and is a predicted model, not a curated record.
CACAAGUUUUUAUUAAAUGUUUAUAUGUAUUGCUGAAAAAAAUUUAAUCACUUACCAAAUUUUGCACCAUAUUUUCAAAACGGUUUGCUGGUGGUAUUGCCGCUGGUCUUACAGGUGCUGGGCUAGGGCGCGAUUCACUUGUUUCAUUGUCUGUGUCUGUAUAAUUUUCCAUGAUACGUAGUUCGUUUUGCGCUUCGGCGUACGUUGCAAUAUUACUUCGUUUUACCACGCAAUCCAAAAUGUCCCAAUUUGGAUUUGGAAAAGAGUUUUCGUCUCUUGCGAGUCGUGCUCGGUUUUUAAGUUUUUCUGUAGGCCAGAAUAGUUUUCCAUCGUCCUCCCAAAUAUACGGUAUAAUACUUAAUGUGGGUCGUCCUUUUUCCACAGUCUGUACAAUGUUAAACGGCAUUGUCUGAAAGAGAAUAAUUGGAUUAAUACCUACUAGUACAUUCAUUAUCAUUAAAAAAAUAAUAGUAUCUGUUUUUAAUAAUUAAAAUUAAAUAUGAGACACACAUCAACAUAUUCACAACAAAGCAUCACCCUUAAGCCAAAAUACCAACAUGUACGAAUUUGAAGAAGCGAUUACUCAUCCCGAUUCAGCAUUCUAUUGCUGGUUUUUAUGGAUGGAAUUAUUUACAAUAAAGUCAAGAUAACCAGCAAUGUAUUCCGAAUUGGUACGUGUUAUCGCUGCUUUAUUCAAAAUUCGCUUUGAUCGUUUGGAAAAAAAUCCAGAGACGAUAUUGCGUGAUAUUAAACCUCCAUAUGAAUACAAAUUACCUAGCAAGUAUUUAUUAUAUAGAUUCACAUUUUCAUAGGCUAACAUAAAACUGACCUAAAACCACAAUGAAAUCAGUCAUAUAAAUGAAUUUAUACUAAUAAACAAAUAAUACGUAGUCAAAUGUCGUGGUAGACGUCGAGCUUUUUUAAAAACUAAACUUAUCCUAUACGUCUGAUCGACGGAGCUCUACAAUAGAAUCUGACUUAAUGCUAUGCUUAAUUAAAAAGGUAGCCUCGUAUUGCGUAGGCGGUUCGUUCCCAGAAUGUCAACCGUUACUGAGUUGCACAUCCUGUUUUUGUUAUUGUUCUAAAUUCUUAAGACAUGACAAAGUGCUGACAACAGUCUACGCAUUAAGAGGAGACGACAAUGUUGGGUCCUCUACCUUGUAUGGGGCACAUAACUCCUCCCCCGUUUAAGCCAUCGGAGGGUUGAUUACCCGACUGAGGGCUGCGAUACCGUAAGUAUACAAUUUUAAUUUUAUAAAGUAUAUAAAUGAAAAAGAUUAUAACUAUGGUUACAUAAAUGAUUAUAGUUCCUACACUUAUACAAUGUGUGUUUAUAGCACUUUCACGAAUGUUCCCAGUUUCAUCAUAUUUACUGGAAAACUUGCAAUUCAUUCUGUUCCAAAAAAUGAACCGUAAGUCCCAAAUAACCAGUGUUAGUCAUUAUCUCUGUCCAAAUAUCUGUAGUUAAACAAAAAUGUUCCACAUUCUUAAAUUUCUCGGCCACAGUUUUUGAUAAUGUCUCAUACUUUUUAUCAAUCUUUGCUUUGAUCGUUUCCCGACAAGGCACUCUAUACAAGGGAGCUAAUUGCUUAAUCAAAUGUUUAAAACCUUUUCCUUCAACUGCAUAAAAUGGUCUGUUAUCAACAGCAAUGAAAUAUGCAAUAGCAUCUGUAAUUCGGUCAUAUUUUGCACCUCCUUUAGAAUAUUGAUACACAUUUUCAAAAGCAUUUUUUAUUUUCGGAGUGUUUCCAGACGUACUUGGAGGAGUAGGGGACUUAAUAACUGGAGCAACAACCACAGCAGACGAACAAGAAGCUUCAGCAGAAUUAGCAGGUGUUUCAGGGGGUGUAGCACUUUCAUUAAAAUAAACGUUAAAUAUUGUAAUAUUUCCAUAAAAUCUUAUCUAAAUCAUAGAAUUCGUAUUUAUUAACUGAGGAACUUUUGACUUACCGUUGUGACUUAUCCAUAGAUUUAUCAACAUCAAAAUUUUCUGGAUGUUUGUGUUUCAUAUGUGAUGCUAGAUUGCUUGUAUUUCCAGAUGUUUUAAUUCGUUUAUUACAAAGUGUGCAAACGGCAUCACUGUCUUCUUUUUUUGAAAUACGACCACAGUUUACUUCUCUUCAUAUUAACGGUAAAUCAACAAAGUCAACAAACAAGUACAACAACCAACCGCCGUUACGACCAGAGACAACUUUUUUUGUUAUUUUCGUCCACUCUGAAGAAGAGGCAAAGGCACAUAACCCAUACAGCCUAAGUGCGUGUUCACACCAAACGUAUAGUCAGCCGCCGAUUGUGCGCAGGCUCACUAUAAGCCUCAGUGUGAACGUAAAAAUAAAUGGUAUUUUUUGUUCACAUUAAGCUUACAAUACGCUGUAGCUGACAAUACGCCAUUGGUGUGAACAAAACAGUCGGCUUGUAUACGUUCACACCAAAUGCGUACGCUGAGCGGCCGACUAUUUUUCAUAUAAAAGAGCUGAGUGGCUUGAGUUUCGCGCAGUAUAUCUCAGUUCACAUUUCAAAACUGGUGACUCGAGUGUUAACUAAAUAAUGUUCGUUAAUAUAUUGGCUAUUCACGAAGCUCUUGAGGAAGAUGAAGAAAGUAGUAAGAGAAAAAAUUGGGUACAUCCUCUAAAUUUAAAGAGAUAUCAUCUUGGUCAGUUUCAUCGUUUAUAUUUGGAAUACAGAUGUUACCCUGAUAAAUUCAAGAAAUAUUUUCGCAUGUCUCUAAAAUCUUUUGAUGAAUUAUUGUCAUUAAUACGUACCAAAAUAUAUAAAAAGGAUACUAACUAUAGACGUGCUAUUGAGCCAGAAGAAAGAUUAAUGAUUACUUUGAGGUUUUUAGCUACAGGAGCAACCUAUGGUACCUUAAGCGAAGACUUUUUAACGGGGAAAUCUACAAUAUCUGCAAUUGUUUGUGAAACCUGCUCGGUUUUGUGGGAAAUAUUAAUGCCUUUGGAAUUACCCCAGCCCACAGAAGAAAUGUGGAUAAACAUAUCUAACACGUUUUACAAAAAAACUGAUUAUCCGAAUUGUCUAGGCGCUAUAGACGGCAAACAUGUUCGAAUAAGGAAACCAGCUCACAGUGGUUCAAACUUUUACAACUAUAAAAAAUUCUUUUCAAUCGUCCUUUUUGCUUUAGCUGAUGCAAACUGUUUAUUUACUGCUGUUGAUAUUGGAUCAUGUGGAAGAGAAGCAGACAGUAACAUUUUUAAAAACAGUAACUUAGGCAAAAUGAUAGCUCUUGGACAACUAAAUAUACCAAAAUCUGCCAAACUACCUAAUUCCAGUGGACCUGAACAACCAUAUGUGUUUAUAGGGGACGAAGCGUUUAGUUUAAAAUCAAAUUUAAUGAGACCUUUCCCAAAUCGCAACUUGACUUUAGAACAGCGCACAUAUAAUUUUCGUCAUUGUCGAGCAAGGAGAUGUGUUGAAUGUGCAUUUGGUAUUUUGUCUAAUAAGUGGAGAGUAUUACAUUCAAGUAUAAAUACUGAUGUCAAAAAUGUUAUUAAAAUAAUACAAGCCACUUGCGUGCUUCACAAUUUUGUUCGUAGAAGAGAAGGCAUCAAUUUCAAAGAUCAAUUAAGGACUUGUAGUCUUCGAGAUGUACGAACAUCGCGAUUUGUUAUGUCCACAUCAGGUCAGAGGGUGAGGGACUUCUAUAAAGAAUAUUUUGUAAAUGAGGGUAAAUUGGACUGGCAAAAUAGAUAUAUCUAAAAGUGAAUAUUUUUUAUGUAUGCAUGGUCACCCUACUCAAUUUUCUCUCAUAAAAAUAUAAUAUGACAUAGAAAGAAAUGCCGCUGAAACCUCUCAUCUGCUAGUAUUAAAUUUAGAAGAGCUAUCUCGCCCAAGAUAAGUGUAUCCCUGGCGUCCUCAGAGGACGCGUCCCCACGCACAUCCCAUAUGAGAACACAUGCCGUCUCCUCUCCGACCAUAUCGUAUAGCUCAUAUGGAGAAGUGAUUCUUACUCGGUUGUGCUCAAUUCUGAGGUCGCUAUGGAGAGAUAACUCUCGAGGAUCUAUUGAAAUUACUCGUUUCACGCUUGGAUACAUUCUAAGAGCCGACAACCACCCGUCCCCGGGCGCCGAUCCAACAUAAACGAUGGUGCUACCAGAGAUAGCCAUAGAAUGCAUUAUUAUCGCAAGCUUACGUUGCCCUAACUCAUCGAUUGUAGAUAUGUGGCGAAAGACCUCCCCGGAGUGAUCGUUCAGGCGCAUCUUCGGGUACGUUCCUUCCCAAACACCCGAAUCAUUCAUUCCUCUCCCAAGUAGUGCGAGUCCAUUAAUUUCGCUGGAGUUGCGCACGAUAUUCGAGUUAAAUAGUGAUUCAUAUUCGGCUCCGCACCAUCGAUAAUGCUUUCGUUCAGAUAACUUAUUCCGAAUUCGGUCACAUAGAUUGAUACGUUCGUCGAGUGAAUUCAAUCUUUGCAAUGCAUAAUCAUACAUACCAGGUCCAUCUGUGAAUGGAUUCUCGCUACGUAUAUCAAGCAGCAUUCCGGAAAGUACCAAUCUACUCUCCGCAUCUGAAUCUGUAGAGACUACUAUAAAUAUAGAAUCUUUCAGGCCGCAUCCAAACCAUAGCCGCUCCAAUGUGUUCGAGUCCUUCAGCCUACUACUGAAGGUUGUUUUAUUUUCUAUCAAGUAUCCAAAUUCGCGGUACUGGUCUGGGCUCAUUAAAAUUCCGCAAUAAUUUCGCAUCUUUCUUCCAUUUAAUAACAGCCUCCGUGGUCUAGUGGUUAGAGCGUUAGGCUCACGAUCUGGAGGUCCGGGUUCGAUUCCCGAUGGGGACAUUGUCGAAAUCACUUUGUGAGACUGUCCUUUGUUUGGUAAGGACUUUUCAGGCUUGAAUCACCUGAUUGUCCGAAAAAGUAAGAUGAUUCCGUGCUUCGGAGGGCACGUUAAGCCGUUGGUCCCGGCUAUUAGCCGUAAAAACACCUCCACCAACCCGCAGUGGAGCAGCGUGGUGGAGUAUGCUCCAUACCCCCUCCGGUUGAUUGAGGGGAGGCCUGUGCCCAGCAGUGGGACGUAUAUAGGCAGUUUAUGUAAAAAUAUAAUAUACUCAAUAAUUGCCAAAAUACACAAAUUUUAAUUUUGUAGAUUCUCCUUCGAAAAGCAAUCAAAUGAUUCAUACUGACCUUUGAUUGAUACAAUGUAACAAAUGAAUCCGUCGCUUUUUAGUAGUCAUUCAGAUUUGGUCGGAUAACCAGCCGUUGUUUACAUAUUUUGGUUUUUUGUUUAUAUUUACUUAAUGCGUAACAUUUGAAGCUCAAUAUUUUCACCAUAUAUUUUUGACUAAAGGCACAAGAUUUUGGUUUACACCUACACAUCUGGGAUUGUGCCAGUUCCUUGUAUUUUGCCGUCAAAGUUAUGACACCAUCGUUUUUACUUUUAGCAAGAUUAUUCAAAAACGCAUGCAUGAACAUUUUUGAAACUUUGUAUGGUUAUUAUUAGCGUCAAGAAAGACCGAAUACAGUUUUCAGCGAAGUUAUGCCUUGUCUCAUUUAGGCGCUGCGAUGUUUUUUCGGGUUUUCAUAAAACCGCGAUAACUUGAAAACUAUAAAUAUUUUCUAAAAUCUAAUUGGGGCACAAAGGGGCACACAUUAAGAGCUACUCGCGUAUGUUUAUUCUACAGGGGCACAUGCAAUGGUUUUAGAGAUAUACUAUUCAUCAAAACGUUACUCCAGCAGGAAAUGCAAUAUCUCGAAAAUCUGAAGGGGCACAGAUUUUAUUUUUGGGGGCACAUUUUGGCACACAUAUAUGCUAUCUGGCCAUGCACAGUUUUUCUCUCUCCGAUCAUUCGUUUAGAAUUUUCCUGCUAGAAAAACGUUACCCCAGCAAGAAUCGUUUUUUCGAUUUUUUUUCGAAACGACAGGGGGCACACAUUUUUUAUGUGGGGGCACAUUUACAGCAGAUAAGGCACCAACUAUACGUUCUACUCAUAUAACUCUAGGAGAUACUUUCUUGUUGGGGUAACGCACACUGGUGUUUUGGUUUUGAUUUAAUUUUUCGGACUCGUUUUGAAGAGGAUCUUCAUUGACUUCCUUUUAACAGCAUUUUUCAGAAUGCCCUUAAAAAACUUUUCAUUUUGUCCCAUAGUAAAUUUACAAUCCCAUGAACGUAUCAUAUCACAGAAGAAUUUGACAAAGUUUAUUUAGUCUUUUAUAGGGACCUACGAAACGUUGCCACGGCUUCCCCCAGACCAGGAGCAUUCACACAGAAGCUCCCGUGAAACCAUUGAGUCGAUCAAUUUAUAGGCAAAGGUCAAGCCAUUUCCUUCACAUGGUUGAAACAAAAAUCCCAGCUGUUGUUGUAGUUUGAUCUCUCAGUUUUAUUAAUUAAACUUCUUUCCAGAUUGUCUAAUUGUUGCUUGUCACUUAUUUGUUUAAAAAUAAACGAUUCAUUAUCAACUUGGUUAGCGUCUUUUAAUAAAGUAACAGACACUGGCUGCUCGAUUUUUUCCACAAAUUUUAACGUGCGUUCAUCUAAUUGUACAGACAACUCGGACGCUUUUUGAGUAAGUCUUUGAACGCUUUCAACAAGAUUUUGCAGUAUUAAUUCUUGGUUAUUAACUUUUUGAAUUAAAAUGUUUUGAUUUGCAAUACACUGUUCGCCGUCGAAGACGGUUAGACAUGACAUUUCAUCAUUAGUUUCGAUCUGAUUGCUUGUAGCAGAAAUAGAAUUAAUUUGUGUACCUCCCGCGUUGAAGGCACUUGGCAUCUGAAACAAACAAAAAAUCAUAACUUUUGUCUUGUACGAUAAUAAAACUUUGAAGUUGGGCUGUUAUUUUUAUUCCAAUAAUAAUUUACAUAUGGAAUUAGAUAGUCGAAUUUACAUCCGUGGUUGAUGAGUCGCCGACAUAACCACGAGCCAACGAAUCCAUUCAUUAUUUUCAGAAAAAUUUAUAGUUAAGCUUUGUAUAUUUUAGUAUGUAGGUAAAGAGUUUGAUCUAAAUCUGUUUAGUGCCAAAUUAGUCUUCUUGAAAUAAAAUUAUCUGAGAAAAUCCAAAAAAUAUAUUAAAUCAUAAAUAGGUAAAUUAAUUGCAGUGUUGCCAUAAAUAAAAACAAUUUUCUCCGUUUUAGGGGUGCCUAGGCCUAGCCUACUAGAAUAAAAUACCACAGGCACUAAAUUGUAACCCUCCGGCAGCCUGCGCUUGGUGCAAUACACAAGUUUUUAUUAAAUGUUUAUAUGUAUUGCUGAAAAAAAUUUAAUCACUUACCAAAUUUUGCACCAUAUUUUCAAAACGGUUUGCUGGUGGUAUUGCCGCUGGUCUUACAGGUGCUGGGCUAGGGCGCGAUUCACUUGUUUCAUUGUCUGUGUCUGUAUAAUUUUCCAUGAUACGUAGUUCGUUUUGCGCUUCGGCGUACGUUGCAAUAUUACUUCGUUUUACCACGCAAUCCAAAAUGUCCCAAUUUGGAUUUGGAAAAGAGUUUUCGUCUCUUGCGAGUCGUGCUCGGUUUUUAAGUUUUUCUGUAGGCCAGAAUAGUUUUCCAUCGUCCUCCCAAAUAUACGGUAUAAUACUUAAUGUGGGUCGUCCUUUUUCCACAGUCUGUACAAUGUUAAACGGCAUUGUCUGAAAGAGAAUAAUUGGAUUAAUACCUACUAGUACAUUCAUUAUCAUUAAAAAAAUAAUAGUAUCUGUUUUUAAUAAUUAAAAUUAAAUAUGAGACACACAUCAACAUAUUCACAACAAAGCAUCACCCUUAAGCCAAAAUACCAACAUGUACGAAUUUGAAGAAGCGAUUACUCAUCCCGAUUCAGCAUUCUAUUGCUGGUUUUUAUGGAUGGAAUUAUUUACAAUAAAGUCAAGAUAACCAGCAAUGUAUUCCGAAUUGGUACGUGUUAUCGCUGCUUUAUUCAAAAUUCGCUUUGAUCGUUUGGAAAAAAAUCCAGAGACGAUAUUGCGUGAUAUUAAACCUCCAUAUGAAUACAAAUUACCUAGCAAGUAUUUAUUAUAUAGAUUCACAUUUUCAUAGGCUAACAUAAAACUGACCUAAAACCACAAUGAAAUCAGUCAUAUAAAUGAAUUUAUACUAAUAAACAAAUAAUACGUAGUCAAAUGUCGUGGUAGACGUGGAGCUUUUUUAAAAACUAAACUUAUCCUAUACGUCUGAUCGACGGAGCUCUACAAUAGAAUCUGACUUAAUGCUAUGCUUAAUUAAAAAGGUAGCCUCGUAUUGCGUAGGCGGUUCGUUCCCAGAAUGUCAACCGUUACUGAGUUGCACAUCCUGUUUUUGUUAUUGUUCUAAAUUCUUAAGACAUGACAAAGUGCUGACAACAGUCUACGCAUUAAGAGGAGACGACAAUGUUGGGUCCUCUACCUUGUAUGGGGCACAUAACUCCUCCCCCGUUUAAGCCAUCGGAGGGUUGAUUACCCGACUGAGGGCUGCGAUACCGUAAGUAUACAAUUUUAAUUUUAUAAAGUAUAUAAAUGAAAAAGAUUAUAACUAUGGUUACAUAAAUGAUUAUAGUUCCUACACUUAUACAAUGUGUGUUUAUAGCACUUUCACGAAUGUUCCCAGUUUCAUCAUAUUUACUGGAAAACUUGCAAUUCA